This is a messenger RNA of Nicotiana tabacum (common tobacco), 813 nucleotides long. RefSeq names its product RING-H2 finger protein ATL70-like. Lineage: Eukaryota; Viridiplantae; Streptophyta; Magnoliopsida; Solanales; Solanaceae. The record is from RefSeq and is a predicted model, not a curated record.
GCCAAAUGGCUAACCAAACCGUAUCCACUCCAAAUAAUUCUCUUAAAAUUAAACCAUCUCUUUUCACAAGAUCAUGAAUAACACCACCAUCUCCGAUCCAAGUUCCGACAACGGUGGCUUCCUCGGAUCGGAAAAAAUCGGAGGAUUCGGUUAUACAAUUGGUGUUUCAGCUGGUAUUGUCCUGUUAAUUGCAACUCUAACGUUCACUUCAUACUUUUGUACUAGAAAUCAAACAACAACAAGAAGACCACUACGAACGGCUAAUCGAGACGAACAUAUGAUGGAAAUGGGAAUUGAUGAAAAAACGCUUUUGAGUUAUCCAAAGUUGUUGUAUUCUGAAGCUAAGGUCAAUUACAAGGACUCAACAGCUAAUUGUUGUUCAAUAUGUUUAGCAGAUUACAAGAGUAAGGACAUGCUUCGGUUGUUGCCAGAUUGUGGACAUUUGUUUCACUUGAAAUGUGUCGACCCAUGGCUGCUGUUGAAUUCAACUUGUCCAGUUUGUAGAAAUUCUCCAUUGCCAACACCUCUGUCCACUCCUUUGGCUGAGGUUGUUCCUUUAGCAAGUCGAGGGGUACAUUAAUUAUGUAAGAGUUUUCAAAAAGAGUUUAUAAUAUUGUAGACUACUCCACUUAUUGCCUUAAAGUUUGAGAUUGGAUGGUCAGAUUUCUUUUUUACAACGGCAUCAAAUUCUUGAUGUUUUUUCCUAUUUUGUUGGGAUUGAUGACAGAGGCUGAGCUUACCUGUGUGUCCAAGUUAGUUAUAAUCAAUUAUAAUACUCAUCGAUUCCAAAUCCAAUAACAUGAUUUGAAAAAG